ACGCUCAGCUCGGUUCAGUAGAAGCUUUGUGUCCAUUGCGAAAACAAGGCAAAAUGAGAGUGCUAGUUGUCUUAACAUUGGCCUUGGCCGCCGUUUUGGCCAUUAAAAGUCCAGACGUCGACCCCCGCAGCAUCGAUUGGUCAAUUGUGCGAACUCUGCGAGAGACGGAUAAGUUCCGUGCUCGAUUUGGAUUGGCCCCACUGAGCGAUGACGAAAUCCGGCAGUCUCGUAUCUCCGGAGGAACCAUCGCCAGCCCAACCGACAUUCCAUGGGCUGUUGGAGUUCUGAUCCAUGGAGGCACCUCGGGACACAGCUUCUGUACUGGUACUCUGAUUUCGGCGCGAUUCGUUCUGACUGCGGCCAACUGCGUUCAAGGCGAAACUGAUAUUGCCAUCGCUUUGAAUGCUGCCAAUAUGGCGAACAUCGGCGAGCUGAUCUCCGUUUCCCACGUGCUAGUCCAUCCUAACUUCAGCUGGCUGUUGGGUCGUGACGAUCUUGCCAUCCUCACUCUGAGCCGAAAUGCUCCCAUCAAUGAUUCUACGAUCCGUCCUGUGCUGAUGCCACGUCGCUCGGAUGCCAGCAUGUCCUUCGUCGAUUGGUCAGCAACGACGGCCGGUUGGGGCAAUACGGGAAACCGUGACAAUGAGGCCAUCCCGACGCAGUUCUUGCAGUUCGCCACGGACUCCGUUACCUCGAACUUGGUAUGCCAGCUGUCGUACACCUGGGUCAGAAGUACACACAUCUGCGUCGGAACCGAUAACGGUGGAGCAUGUAAUGGAGACGAAGGUGCUCCAGUUACUGUUCGUGAAGCGAACCGUAUCUUCCUGAUUGGGGUUCACUCAUUCCACUACAGUGGAAUCCGUGGAUGUGAUCGUGGACGAUCGACCGUCAACACGCGCAUCACCGAAUAUCUCGACUGGAUUGCGCAGAACAGUGAUGUUGUGAUCCCGGCUUAAACUGUGAUUUAGAGUGAAUAUAAAUACAUUUUCAAAUAUGAUGAAACUACAGUAAUUGAAUCCGUCAUAUUUUGACCCUAUUUGUGCUGUCAUGUUGAGUUAAACUGGUACCGUGAUUCCGGGUGAAAUUGAUCAGUGGAGUGAAAUUGAUCGACGUGAGGACAACUUUUAUUUAUCAAAAAUAAAGCUUCGAACUUAAAAUAAUUCGUAGAAAAUGAUCAUCAUCUGGCUCAAGGGUUAUUGAAUGAUGAGUUUACAUGUCUUACAACUAAUUAGUCACAUAUUUCUGUAUUAAACUUAAUAUUUUCCGAAACUGCGUGUUUG
Molecule: messenger RNA, 1280 nt
Organism: Aedes albopictus (Asian tiger mosquito)
Lineage: Eukaryota; Metazoa; Arthropoda; Insecta; Diptera; Culicidae
Product: serine protease 1-like
Exons: 3
Coding region: 54-956 (300 amino acids)
Biological process (GO): proteolysis
Molecular function (GO): serine-type endopeptidase activity
Source: RefSeq, a predicted model, not a curated record